Molecule: messenger RNA, 1707 nt
Organism: Postia placenta MAD-698-R-SB12
Lineage: Eukaryota; Fungi; Basidiomycota; Agaricomycetes; Polyporales; Adustoporiaceae
Exons: 3
Coding region: 1-1707 (568 amino acids)
Biological process (GO): positive regulation of ubiquitin protein ligase activity; anaphase-promoting complex-dependent catabolic process; positive regulation of anaphase-promoting complex-dependent catabolic process
Cellular component (GO): anaphase-promoting complex
Molecular function (GO): anaphase-promoting complex binding; protein binding; ubiquitin ligase activator activity
Source: RefSeq, a predicted model, not a curated record
AUGUCUGGUCUCAAGAACUCGCCCUUCGGGAAGCGACUACGAGCUUCCCGUCAAGACGGCGAGGGCGACCCCAGUCGACGACAUAGGCCACGCGUCAAUCAAAUAUUUGGCCUCGCACCGGCGUCCACACCCUCUCUUGACUCGCGCCCCACAACCAGCGAAAGUGGCGGGUCUGAAUCACCCGCCGACGCGCGUACUACGCGCGACUAUGGCGAUCGCUUCGUGCCCUCGCGCGAUGCGGGCGACAUACGCACAGCGUAUCACCUGAUGGACGGUGGCGCACCUUCCACACCCUCAAAGAACCGCAUCAUACCUACUGAAUCGGACGCGCUCAAGGAGGAGGCGAACUCGAUCUUCACGUCGAUACUGCACACCGAAGUAGCGUCGUCUCCCGGUCGCUCAGCUUCGCCGACGCGACCGACCGCGGGGCCAUCUACCACGCCUUUACCGUCUACGCCGACGCGACGACGACUCUUUGCCUACAACUCUCCUUCGCGAUCCAACCCUGCGACGCCUACGCGACGAUUGGACGCUCCAACAGAUGAGGCGUACUCAAUGAGCCCGGUUCGAGCGGAAAGUAGGCAGCUACUGGAGAGUCCCCGCCGGCAGAUCCGCAAUGUCUGCAAGACGCCCUAUCGAGUACUUGACGCGCCGGAGCUCGCUGAUGACUUCUAUCUCAACCUCGUAGACUGGGCGAGUACGAACGUGCUGGGAGUGGGGCUCGGAUCGUGCGUGUAUCUUUGGACCGCACAUACAGCACAAGUAUCAAAGCUGUGCGAUCUCUCAGAUUCGAACGACACGAUCAGCUCAGUGUCAUGGGUUCAGAAGGGCACUACGCUGGCCGUGGGGACACUUUCCGGUCGACUACGAAUAUACGAUGCCAACACGCUGCAGUUACAACGGACGUAUCAACAAGCACACACACAGCGAAUAGGCGCUCUCUCGUGGAACGCACAUAUUCUGAGCUCGGGAUCGCGAGAUCGGAUGAUACACCACCGAGACGUGCGGGAAGCGGGAACAAAACCAUUCAAACGGGUGCAAGGCCAUCGACAAGAGGUUUGCGGCCUACGUUGGAGUGGCGAUGGCGGAGCUCAAGCGGCAACGCUGGCAAGUGGCGGUAAUGACAACAAGGUCUGCAUCUGGGACCUGAGAGGUUCGAAACGGCCUCAGCCAAGUGCGGCUGCACGAGCCACCACGGCAACGGCAAGCGCAACGGCCAGCAGCUCAGGCGAAGAUGGCGGCGAAGUGCCGCUGUGGAAGUUCCACGAGCAUACGGCGGCUGUCAAGGCGCUUGCGUGGGACCCCCAUGUGGCGGGCGUACUGGCAUCAGGAGGAGGGACAGCGGACAAGCACAUUAGGUUCUGGAAUACGUUCAACGGGAAUAUGCUGAACGAGCUAGACACUGGGAGUCAGGUUUGCAACCUCGCUUGGUCUCUUACAUCGCAUGAGCUAGUGUCAACACACGGAUUCUCUUCCACGACCGCACAACACCAGAUAUGCAUCUGGAAGUACCCGUCACUCGACAUGGUCGCCUCUCUCACCGGCCACACAUAUCGUGUCCUAUACCUUGCCAUGAGCCCUGAUGGCGAGACGAUUGUCACCGGAGCCGGCGAUGAGACCCUCAGGUUCUGGAACGCGUUCCCCAAGAGGGAGAACCAUGAAGCCAAACGCGAGAGCCGUCUGGACUACGGACGGCUCAUUCGGUGA